AUCAUAUUCACAUGCACAAUUUUCGGAAUUAAACAACUCAAUGUAUAAAAACAAGCAAAUAUUGAAAGUCCGAAGCAUGCUUGCUGGCUUCAAGGAGUGUAACGAACUUGCAAAGAAGUAGGGGAUCGGUAAGAGAGAGAGAUUACUUACAGGUACUCCGAUCGAACAGUUGGUGUACGCGCUCCAAUUCAAUUCAAUCCCGGCCGGCCGGAGGGAGAAUGAAGACGCCGAGGACGCUGCAGGUUAUCAUGACGGCGGCGGCGCUGCUGCUGCUAAUACACUACGACAAAAGAGGGGCGGCGGUGGAGGCGCUGAGAAUCGACGUGAGGUCGGGAUCGUCGAAGUGCAUCAGAGAGGAGAUGCAGGUGAAUACGAUGACCAUCGGAAAAUACUCCAUCAUCAACCCUAUCAUCGAUCUCCCCGUCCCCAAAUCCCACAAGAUCACCGUCCGGGUGACUUCACCGUUGGGGCAAUAUUAUCACUAUGCGGUAGAUACAGAUCACGGGAAUUUUGCAUUCACAGCAGCAGAGAAGGGUGAGUACAAGAUUUGCUUCUGGGCAGCUGAGCACAUUCCUCCUACCACCAUUUCCAUCGCCUUCGAAUGGAAGUCCGGUUAUGCCACCAUUGAUUGGUCCAAAAUCGCCAAGAAACGCCAAAUACAAGGAGUGGAAUUCGAGCUAAGAAAAAUGUUCGAUACAGUACUAACCAUUCACGAUGAGAUGUACUACCUUCGAGCAAGGGGAGAGGAAAUGCAGGCACUGACGAGAGCAACAAACACGAAGAUGGCGACAUUCAGUUUUCUCUCUCUCGUGGUCUGCAUGUCCGUCGCUGCUCUCCAGAUGUGGCAUCUCAAGAAAUUCUUUGAGCAAAAGAAGCUUGUUUGAUCUUUUUCUUUGCUUGCAUAUAUAUAGCACUUACAGUUGUAUGUAUUGGUAAAACUGGGACACUAUCCAAUUCUUCCACGUACUGUUACAAUUUUGGUUCGUUAGAACCUUAAAAUUUUGAUAUAAACGAUACAGAAAACGGAAUUGUACAAUUCUGAAGGUUAUAUGGCUGUACUUCUACAG
Molecule: messenger RNA, 1067 nt
Organism: Cuscuta europaea
Lineage: Eukaryota; Viridiplantae; Streptophyta; Magnoliopsida; Solanales; Convolvulaceae
Source: the annotation of a GenBank genome assembly